Colletotrichum karsti is the source of this 1563-nucleotide messenger RNA. RefSeq names its product RNA family. The record is from RefSeq and is a predicted model, not a curated record. Gene Ontology annotation, molecular function: RNA binding; RNA methyltransferase activity. Gene Ontology annotation, cellular component: mitochondrion. NCBI's taxonomy places the organism in Eukaryota, Fungi, Ascomycota, Sordariomycetes, Glomerellales, Glomerellaceae. Gene Ontology annotation, biological process: rRNA methylation. The transcript is spliced from 2 exons. Bases 1 to 1563 code for a protein of 520 amino acids.
AUGAGUCUCAUUCUGAGAUGGAGCGCCGCUCGACAACAAGCAACGACGUAUAGAGCUUCCCAGCUCUGCGGACUCCAGGGACAAGUGCGCAAUGCAUCGCUUUCCGCCAUCCACCGCGGCAUUCGACGCUCUGACAGAACCGGCUCUCAGAGCGAUCGCGGGAGGAGACCAGAUGCCAAAAGCCGGGUGACAGACUCGCGCGGUCGAAGCCGAAACCAAGAUGCCCCCGAAAAGUCAGAUGCCUUCUCCGAUCGAUUCAAAGGCGCCAUCGGCGGUCGCGAACAUCACUUCAAGCCCAAGAAGGCGUUUCAGAAGAUGCAAGAACGGGAAGAGGAGGGAGGGAGGAAGUCACGGAGCAAGCGUUUCAACAAUCCUGAAUACUCGUUCGGAAAGAAGAGUUUGGUAUAUCAACUCAACCGCGGCGAGUUGAAGGACAAAGUGUCUAAGCUUCUGGGGGAGGAAGGGAAAGGCAGUCAGGGCUCGUCGUCCCCACGACCCGGCUCGGCUUGGAGAGAAAACUUUGGCACUCACGCCUCAGAUGCCGAUUCUUCCACGAACAGGGCGGCAGAAUUCCCAGUAGCGGUUCAAUACACGACUGCUGCAUCCCAGUUUCUGUUCGGUCGAUCUGUUGUGAAGGCGGCCCUGAAGAACUCAGGGCGCAAGCUGUACACUCUUUAUAUCUACCAGGGCAGCAACAAGAAAGAGACAAGGGACGACGAGUGGAUUGUGACUAUGGCGGCAAAGAAGAAUGUCAAGAUCAACCGCGUCUACGAAGCCGACCAGAGGCUGCUGGAUAAGAUGAGCAAGGGCCGGCCGCACAACGGCUUGGUCCUUGAGGCAUCGCCUCUGCCCCAGCUGCCGCUUGUAAGCCUCGGAGGGUUUUCGAACGAGGUGGGUGGCUACACUGUCUCGGUUGCCCGUCAGUCCAAGGAGGACGUCGCAAUCAACGGCACUGAAGGCUUCAUCCCUUGGAAGGCGGGCGAACUUCGUCCGUUAGUGCUUCUCCUGAACGAGAUCUUGGACCCGGGUAACCUUGGCGCUAUUCUUCGAACGGCUCGCUUCCUCGGUGCAUCGGCGGUCGCUAUCACUGAGCGAACAUCGUCCACAAUCACGUCGACAGUUCUGAAGGCAGCGGCUGGAGCUGCCGAGGAACUCAAAAUAUUCACAGUCGAGGAGCCAGGGUCAUUCCUGGACCUCUCUGAGAAGGCCGGGUGGACCUCGUUUGCUGCCGUUGCACCCUCGCCUGGAUCACGCCAAAACCGCCAAUGGACGCUGGAUACGAUCGAGGAAUUCAAGCCUCUUCAGAAUGACCCGUGCAUCCUGGUGCUCGGUAACGAGGGCACUGGUCUUCCCGAUUACCUCAGGAGAAAAUCGACUCAUGAAGUCACGAUUCCGCGAACGGAUUUCUCGUCGAGCUUGGUGGACAGUUUGAACGUGAGCGUCGCUGCCGGACUUCUCUGCAGCUCAUUCUUCCGGGGUGCGAAGCCAAAGGAUCCUCUGACCCUGACCGAGAGGUUGCAGAUCGACGCACGCAAGGCGGAUGGUGGAGAGGCUCUGUUCUGA